AUGACAAACAAUAAAGAGAUUGAAAUAGAUAUAGAUAAAAUUUCAGAAUCAAUAAUAGAAACACCAAAAACAUUGUUAGGAUUAAUUGAUGUUUUAAGAAUUUAUGACAAAUACAAAGAGAAUGAAUCUAUUAGAAUUGAAUCUUCAUUACAUAGAUGA
Dictyostelium discoideum AX4 is the source of this 159-nucleotide messenger RNA. RefSeq lists its product as hypothetical. The coding region runs from base 1 to 159 and encodes 52 amino acids. The transcript has a single exon. The record is from RefSeq and is a predicted model, not a curated record. NCBI's taxonomy places the organism in Eukaryota, Evosea, Eumycetozoa, Dictyosteliales, Dictyosteliaceae.